CUGGGGAGCCGCGUUUCGCACGUCAGUCACAUCAGUGUGCGGCUCACGCGGCUUCUCUUCUUGACCGACCAAACGUGACACACGGCGUCUCGAGAUGGCACCCAAGAAGGCCAAGAGGAGGCAGCAUACAGAGGGCGGCUCCUCCAACGUCUUCUCCAUGUUUGAGCAGAGCCAGAUUCAGGAGUACAAAGAGGCCUUCACAAUCAUUGACCAGAACAGAGAUGGUAUCAUCAGCAAGGACGACUUGAGGGAUGUGCUGGCCUCACUGGGUCAACUGAAUGUGAAGAAUGAGGAGCUGGAGGCCAUGAUCAAGGAAGCCAGUGGCCCCAUCAACUUCACUGUGUUCCUCAACAUGUUUGGCGAGAAGCUGAAGGGUGCCGAUCCUGAGGACGUCAUCGUUUCUGCAUUCAAGGUUCUGGACCCCGAGGGUACUGGCACCAUCAAGAAGGCAUUCCUUGAGGAGCUCCUGACCACUCAGUGCGACAGGUUCUCCGCUGAGGAGAUGAAGAACCUGUGGGCUGCUUUCCCCCCUGAUGUGGCUGGCAACGUUGACUACAAGAACAUCUGCUACGUCAUCACACACGGAGAGUCGAAGGAGGAGUAAAGGGAAAAAACACAAAGCUGAAACACAGAAUCGAUCCCUCGCUCCUCCCCAACACCAUCCUCCCUUUCUUCCUCCAUCCGCCCCCCUCCGCGAGAUGCUCCGACACUCCCACGUUCCCUUUUGUACAUAAUGACCGGCCACCUCUACUGAGCCAUCGAGUUGAGUGGGCUAUGAGAACAUUUUUUGUGAGCGUCAAUGGGCUACUGGACACAUAUCAACAACAACAAUAAUGAUAGUAACAAUAAUAAAAGGUCCUACGCAUCCAUCUCUUGUUCUCUCUCCACUUUCUCCUCCUCUUUCCAUCUCUCUUUCCCUUUCUGUCGGUACAUCCAGGGUGUGAACUGUUCUUCAGCCGUCCUCGGCGCAGCGGCCGCGGAUGUUAAGUCCACGUUGACGUGCGUUUCGGGCUCGAAAGCAAGGAGCUGAGCCGUUACGGCCGUAAAAAAAAACCGUUUGCCACUUUUGAUUUUGAAGGGAUCCGUUCGGCCCUCCUUACCCACCUCCAAAGGGUUCGGAAGCGCAGAGAGGGAUUUUAUUCUAUAAUAGAAGGUGUUCCUCCCUCCUUCGCACUUUUUUUCCGACUCAUUUUGGGCGGGAGGAGGGGGGGGUGGAAAGAGUGGGAGAAAAUGUACUUUGAGAGAAGGAAAAAGGGGGUCUCCUUAAAGUGACGGCUGCCCUUCGGAGAGGAAGAAAGAGCAGAGAAAGGGAGGAAGAGAACGAGGGACGAAAGAAACAUAGCGUCUUCGUUCCCUUUUCCUCUUCCUCCCCCGCCUCCCUUCCGUGUCCCCCUUCGUUCACCUGUCCGUCUCCCCGGCUUCCAUCAGUCGUUGUCAGAAAAGCUCUGUACCGAGAGAAGGCAAAUAAAGACAACAUAUUUCAUA
Messenger RNA from Scleropages formosus (Asian bonytongue), 1485 nucleotides. RefSeq names its product myosin light chain, phosphorylatable, fast skeletal muscle b (gene mylpfb). Lineage: Eukaryota; Metazoa; Chordata; Actinopteri; Osteoglossiformes; Osteoglossidae. Gene Ontology annotation, molecular function: calcium ion binding. The record is from RefSeq and is a predicted model, not a curated record. The transcript has 7 exons. Bases 95 to 604 code for a protein of 169 amino acids.